This is a messenger RNA of Schistosoma turkestanicum, 1073 nucleotides long. NCBI's taxonomy places the organism in Eukaryota, Metazoa, Platyhelminthes, Trematoda, Strigeidida, Schistosomatidae. The record is from the annotation of a GenBank genome assembly.
AUUCAAAAAACCUGAGGUGACCUUGAUAGUGGAAUGUAUUCUCGACUCGUUAUUACAUGGUGCUAGGUGCCUGGAUGUCAUGGAAAAAGCCGUAGCUUUCGGCAUGCAGCACUACUUAAAAUCUAGUCAUACAGUUUUCCUAAGGGUUAGUGCGCAUCUGGCUACAUCGUCGUUCUCCUGUGUUAGGACUUCGAAGUUCACCUCGGUUCUUUGUAACCAAAUAUCAUACUCUUUAUUCUCAAAAAAUUUACAAAGCCCCAAAUCUCAGCAGACUUAUUUGACAUUCAAAAAUUGUUCCCAGUUUUCUACUGAGUCAAAAGAUAAUGUUCCAUCAGAUGUGAACGGAGAAAAGAAAAAUGAAUUGGACGAUAGGAAAUCUAGUCUGAUUAAAAGAUUCAAGGAUGCUUAUGCAAUUCAUGGCAAAGUUGUCUUGGUGACGCAUGGUGUGUCAUCAUGUGUAUGGUUCGCAAUCUUCUAUUCACUGGCUUCCACUGGGAUCAAUUUAUUGGAUAUUCUCAACAGUCUCAAUGCACCUGAAUGGAUAACCAAACCAUUUCGUUUUGGUGGAGGUACUGUAAACACUUUAGCUACAGCGCUUGUUUUUUACAAGCUAGCAGCACCUCUACGUUACGGUUUCACAAUCAUAUUUACCAGGUAUCUGGUACGCUAUCUUCGAUCCAAAGGAAAAGCACCUGAAGUACAAGAAAGUGAUCGUUUACGUAACCUAGCUAAAGAAGGUGCAGAAAUAUCACGUGAUCGAAUUAAAGCGCGUAUCGCUAAAAAACGACGAAAAUAUAAUCAACGAUAAUUGUUGUACAGUGAUCUUUUUAUCAUUGCAUAUCUAUCUACUCUUGUUUUAUACUUUCCAAUGAAAAUAAUAAAAUAGUUCAAUGCAAAAUAUUUAGAUAACAUUCAAAUCAUUAUGAGUAAUAAGAUAAAGUUUGCAAUAAAUGAUUUCAUAGUAAUAAUAUCUAAACAAUCGACUGUGUAGUUUCAUGAAAGCCUACACAUUCUUAUCGCUUUCAAACAUUAUCGAUGUAUGCAUUUGUCAAUGUAAUAUAAUUUUUAUGGAA